Anolis carolinensis (green anole) is the source of this 1824-nucleotide messenger RNA. RefSeq names its product olfactory receptor 5B21. Bases 883 to 1824 code for a protein of 313 amino acids. Gene Ontology annotation, molecular function: odorant binding; olfactory receptor activity; G protein-coupled receptor activity. The record is from RefSeq and is a predicted model, not a curated record. The transcript has a single exon. Gene Ontology annotation, cellular component: membrane. Lineage: Eukaryota; Metazoa; Chordata; Lepidosauria; Squamata; Anolidae. Gene Ontology annotation, biological process: G protein-coupled receptor signaling pathway.
UGUGGUGGAGGCUCCUUCUUUGGAGGCUUUUAAGCAGAGGCUGGAUGGCCAUCUGUUGGGGGUGCUUUGAAUGAGAUUUUCCUGCUUCUUGCAGGGGGUUGGACUGGAUGGGCCGUGAGGUCUCUUCCAACUCUACGAUUCUAUGAUUCUAUGAUUCUAUGAGUGCAAUGGAGGAUUUUGGAUGAUCUCCUUCUCUUCCUUCCUCUGCCUCAUCUGUCUCUUCCUCUUUUUCUUCUUCUUCUUUAAUUUAUUCCCCAUGUUUUCACCAAUAUUGAGACUCAAGGCAGUUUACAAAAUAUUAAGAUCUAUACAAAAUAAAAUAUAUGCAAAUGACAUCAGUAAAACGAUACAAUGAAUACAAUUAAUUAUCUAGAGAAUUAAUACCACAUGAAAAGAAGCAGAAAACCAACCAAAGCAUUCAUUAGUCCAUAUCUCCUGAUAGGUCUUUUUUCCCUUAAUGAAAUAAACCCUAGAGAGACAUUGGCAUAUUUAAUAAGGCAUGCAGUAGGAAACGCACAAAUACAAUAUAUCACACAAAACUAUACCCACAAAGAAGUGAGAAGAAGAAUACUGCACAACUUGUUUCCUGAGGCAAGACAAAAAAAAAUUUCUUCCGUGCAGCAGAGGUAUUUGCCAUAUUGUUUAGUUGGCGUUUGGUGUAUAUGAUAUAUGAUUUUUGUAGCACAAUUCUAACCUAAAGUGUAGAUGUAGAAAGUAGAAGGGAAGAUAAUGAGGGUAUAACAUUGUAGGUUCUUUUGUAUUUAUCUACAAAGUAAUAGAACCACGGUGAUGAGUAAAAUCCUUGAUCCAUUAACAACAUUUCUGUAUUACAUUAUUGGCUUUCUUUUUUUCAGUAUGAUGUUUGUAUGCCACUAAAACACAAUGCAAAGAAAUCAGAGUGACAUCACUGAGUUUAUUCUUCAGGGUUUGGGGGAGCUACAUUCUCUGAAGACCUUCCUGUUCCUUCUGUUUUUCACCAUCUACAUUUCAACACUGACUGCCAACAUGCUUACCAUUCUUCUGAUAAUGGCUGAACAGCACCUUCACACACCCAUGUACUACUUUCUGGUGAAUUUGUCUUGUUUGGAAAUCUUAUACAGCUCAUCCUUCCUGCCAAAGCUGCUGACCAGUUUGGUGACAGGAGACAAAACCAUCUCUGUCAAAGGAUGCAUUGCACAGUUUUAUUUCUUCUCUUUCCUGGGAGCAACAGAGUGUUAUCUUCUUUCUGUAAUGUCUUAUGAUCGCUUCUUAGCAAUAUGUAGACCUCUUCAUUAUACAACCAUAAUGAAUGGCAAGUUCUGUAUCCAGUUAGCUGGUGGCUCUUGGAUAAAUAGUAUUUUGUUUACCUCCUUAUAUUUGCCUUUGGUAUUAGAGGGACUGCACUAUUGUAAUCCCAGUGAAAUCGAUCACUUCUACUGUGAUGCAUCUGAGCUGGGAACACUUUCCUGUAGUCACAUCAAAAUCUUGCCAUUUGUCACUGUGACCCUGGGUUUUAUAUUCAGUUUUCCUCCUUUUCUUUUUACCAUAAUCUCCUACGUAUAUAUAAUUUCUGCCAUUCUGAGAAUCCCAUCUAUCACUGGGCGGCAAAAGGCUUUUUCAACCUGCUCUUCUCACUUGAUUGUGGUUUCUAUUUUCUAUGGUGCAAUUGUUGUUGUAUAUUGUAUACCAAAAAUGGAAAGAACAAAAACUAUGAGAAAAAUAUUUUCUUUCUUCUACACAGUCCUGCCUCCCAUAGCCAACCCCCUCAUAUAUAGUUUGAGAAACAAGGAUGUCAAGGAAGCUCUAAGAAAGGUUGUUGGGAAGAUUGUGAAAGGCCAUUCCUAA